ACCAGCGGUAUCCUAAUUAAUCACAUGCUUACCAGGAAAUUUUGAAAAAAUGGCGGACGAAAUUGUGUUGAGCUUUCACGAUAGUCUUCUUCGGGAAUCGGAUCUCAGUUUGCUCCAGGAAGGUCGUUGGCUGAAUGAUAGGCUGAUAGGAUUUGUGUUCGAAAUGAUGGGUCGUUCUGUUUUUAUUCUUACAGCUAAAGGAAGCCCAGCUUUUGUAGAAAGCAGGUGUCCUCAACAAACAAACAGUUAUGACUGCGGUGUCUAUGUCAUUUGUGUUGCUGAGGAACUUUGCAAAAACUUCCUUGCCAGUAAGGAAACAUCUCUGAGUGACACAGUAACAGCAGAAAAUAUUCAACAAAAGAGGAGAGCACUGAAGAAACUUAUCCUUGACCUUGGGCAAACAAAGACCUGAGUAAUGAAUGCAAAGACAAUCAUGCUGAUUGUCAAGAUUGAUCUUAACACCUUCUCCAGAAGAGUGUUGGAACAACAGCAUCCUAGCUUGGGGAAGGCUGACGCAGGACUGUCGAACCCUAGAAAGAUACUACAGAACUUGUGUCAUUUUUAGAAAAUUUAAAUACUUUUUAUGAAGGAAAAACAUGAGCACAUGCUAAGAACCAUGUUUUUGGAAGGUGAUCUCCUUGAAAAUGUCAGAAAUGUGAGUGAUAAUUUAUUAGGAAAAUGGUAAAAAGGACUGGUUUUAAACAAUGUGACUUCCAAGAAUGUGUUGAAUGUUUUGAAAUAUCAGUUAUAUGGUCAUGGUUAUAUACCCAUCUUUCUGGUAAAAAGAAAAUAAAAUUAAUAUUAAAAAAUAAUAUAAUUAAUAUAAAAAUUUAAAAAAACACAAACAAACAGAAAUAAA
Molecule: messenger RNA, 859 nt
Organism: Orbicella faveolata
Lineage: Eukaryota; Metazoa; Cnidaria; Anthozoa; Scleractinia; Merulinidae
Product: sentrin-specific protease 8-like
Biological process (GO): proteolysis; protein deneddylation
Molecular function (GO): deNEDDylase activity; cysteine-type peptidase activity
Source: RefSeq, a predicted model, not a curated record